AUGAUGUUCCCUUCGUUACUUUUGCUGCUGGCGGCCUCUGCGCUCAGCCAAGAUAUCGUUUACAACGCAGCUCAUAAUGUCACCGCCAUUACCGGCACCUGGAGCUCUGGUAGCCAGAGCGUGAUCACUGGAUCCGGCUUUGCUACGCCUUCACAAGAGGCGUUUACAUACCCAGCGACAACAGGGAUGUCAUAUUCUUUCAAUGGCUCUGUGCCAACCUGCAUCACUGGCGUCAUGAACUGGUCUCACGGCACAUACGUGCUCGCCUCCAACGGUUCCAUCGUCAUGACGCCAUUCGGUGACGGCUACCAACAAAUACAAGAUCCCUGCGCUGCCAUAUCCAACUUUAUAGAAAACUACAACUAUACCGAGCUCUACGUUCUCUGGAACAUAUACCAGGACCCAGUCAAGGGGUACACUCUCCAGCUCUAUCAGUACGACGGUUCCCCUCUGCCACCCCAAUACCUCGUCUCUACCUCCCCUAAUAUGCUCCCAACUCAAGCCCUUCGCAAUGUCACGUCAACCACAACGACAACCGCUACCGUUCAAAAUGCAGCAGUCCUCAAUGCUAAUGGUGGAGAGCGCAGAUGGGGAGGAGCGAGUCUCACAGGGCUGCUUACGGUGAUUUCAGGUCUUGGACUAGCGUCUCUACUACUAUAG
Molecule: messenger RNA, 660 nt
Organism: Suillus paluster
Lineage: Eukaryota; Fungi; Basidiomycota; Agaricomycetes; Boletales; Suillaceae
Product: chaperone for protein-folding within the ER, fungal-domain-containing protein
Exons: 4
Coding region: 1-660 (219 amino acids)
Biological process (GO): 'de novo' protein folding
Cellular component (GO): endoplasmic reticulum membrane; endoplasmic reticulum
Source: RefSeq, a predicted model, not a curated record